CUAAAAUUGAAGUGUUUAUUCAUAUAAUCGUCGUCACUGGGCGGGGCGUAAAGCAAGCACAAGCUGCAACUCUCUCAUAAUCAUCUGAGCCUCUCAAGCCGGAAAUUCACCUCCAAUAAUGAACCCAACCCAAUCCUACAAAAAUCGGUCUCCUCCGGCCAACACUAAAAGGACCAGCCGGUUCCGUCCAACGACAAUCCAUCUGCUAGAAAACGACAUCCUCUGUAUAAUCUUCUCCUUCCUCGACUUUUUCGACCUCGUUCGCUGCUCUGUUGUUUGCACCUCAUGGAAUGCAUUGAUCAAGAAUUCAAAGUUACUGCAGUUACUUUAUUUGAAGCAGCACCAACUAGAGAGUAAUGGUAUUAAUAAUGGUGAAUUAGAGGAGACAAUAAGUGGGUUUAUAGAGGAGUUAGCUAUGAAGCAUCAUAAAGAAGCUUUAGUUGAGCCUGAUUUUGUUUAUAUUGACAAAUGGAAAGGCCAUUCGCUUGGCUUGUUUUCAAUUAGGAUUGACCAGUGCCGUAUGAAGAUGGGCUUGCUUCUUACUGGUGUGGGUGAUAAGGUUAUUCGUAUGUGGUCAAUAGAAAGCUACAAAUGCGUGGAAGAAUACUCCAUUCCAAAUGCAUUCUCCUUAGCUGACUUUGAUUUUGACGAGAGCAAGAUUGUUGGUUUGAUUGGCACGCGGCUAUGCUUAUGGAGGCGCAAUGGGAAGACAAGUACAUUUUUAUUACAUGAAGGCACUCAUACGAAGGGUCUAUGCAUGCGCUACUCUGAUCCAGAAGCAGUCAUUGGAUGUGACGAUGGAACAGCUCAUGUUUUUGACAUGUACAGUAAGAAAUGUUCUAAUAUCAUUAGGAUGCAUAAUGAGCCUGUGACAUGCUUGGCUUUGGGUGAUGAUCAGUUGAUUCUUGGUGGUUCCUCAUUAGGGAGGAUCACGGUAUCUGAUUAUUCUUGCGAUCAGAUAGCUACACUAAAACCAACUGAUUCUCUAGGCAUCAAGACUUUGUGUUUCGAUCCUCGUACUUAUCAGGUGUUUGCUGGAACGGCUGGCGGAUAUGCAUCUUGUUGGGACCUUCGGAUGAUGAGACGAUUAUGGCAAACUCGAGUGAGUCCAAAUGUUAUAUACUCGCUGCAGCAUCUAAGUACUGACAAAUCAACAUUAGUAGCUGGCGGAAUAGACGGCGUGCUGCGUAUCCUUGAUCGAAACAACGGUGACGUUCUCACUAGCUAUAUAAUCGACCAAGAUGCUGCAUCGAGUUCCUCCGGAUAUGCACAUGGAGCUAUUGAAAGAAGAAUAGGGGUAAAACUUCUCAGCGAGACCGACAUUGACCAAAUUCCGAGAAGUUUUAGACCUUCAAUUACAUGUCUAGCUGUUGGGAUGAAGAAGGUAGUCACAACUCACAAUAGCAACUACAUCAGAGUAUGGAAAUUCAAGAAAUGAUACACUGUUACUUUGUGAGUAGAUUACUGAUAAAUACCAUAGAUUUGUGUUAUGGUUUCUCGAUUCCGUUGCAAAAUUGAUUUUGUAGUUAAUUUUAGAAGAAUUUAACAAUUUCUGAAAAUUAGAGAAUGGCUGAUCCAAAAUUUAGACGGACUUUCAUUUAGAGGUUGCAAAUCUUCCACCUGAACUGUAUUUGAGGUUAGCAUCACUGACUUUCCUGUCUGUAUAACAGUUCAUUAUAUACAUAUUGUUUUAUACCUUCUGUAAAA
Molecule: messenger RNA, 1707 nt
Organism: Mercurialis annua (annual mercury)
Lineage: Eukaryota; Viridiplantae; Streptophyta; Magnoliopsida; Malpighiales; Euphorbiaceae
Product: F-box/WD-40 repeat-containing protein At3g52030
Exons: 9
Coding region: 119-1438 (439 amino acids)
Molecular function (GO): protein binding
Source: RefSeq, a predicted model, not a curated record